CCCCCCCCCCCCCGCCCCAAUAUUUUCUUAAUGUUUUUGUAUCGUGGUCUCCUAUGUCCCGAGAUUUGCUACUACUCGGUAAAACACUUCACCGGCAAUAUACAACUUUUGCUUUUUCAGCUCAGGUCACUUCAGUCACGUCGCUUAAAUCUUUAAAAUAUGGAUGUACACGAAUUGAUACUUAUAUUUCGUUUUGUCAAAUCAACGAGGCCAAUAUUUAGAAAGAUCUUGUUAAAAGUAUUCUUAUCAAAAAUAUCCUUCAUAUUACUAUUCAAAAUUUCCAAAUUUAGACAAUCUCUGAUUGUUCGCAUCUAGCUCAAUAAAAAAAAACAGGUAUGAAUCUCUCGUAAAGUUUAGACUUGUGCGAAAUUCAUAUGUUUGGCCGCAGAUUAGUAGUUUAUAUUGUAUUAGUACUGAUUUCUGAGUUAGUGUGCUAUCAGGGGAUAAUCUUUCCCGCACUUAAUGCAAUAAGAAUCAAGAGAUUGACUCCACUUUUCCUACUCCCAUCAACCAAUCAAUCUCCACAAAUCAAGUCAUGUUUUUGUCGUGUUGUCUGCAUAUAUAUGGUCACUCUGACAAUUUGUCAGCUCAUCAUAAAAAAACUCAGAUGUAAUGAAUAUCAAUUUGAUGAAUGAAAAAUGAAUGAGUUGAGCAUUAAGUAAAAACACUUUCUUUCUUUAUGGUUGUUUUAUUUCCAAUUUUUUUUCAGAUUCUCUCAGAUUUUUCUUCGUAUAAUAUUGGUUUAAGUCUUGUUGUAUACUGUCCUCUUAACCACUUGGCGUCAUCGACGUACAUUUUAGGUUAGGGUCUUCUCGGAUUACUACAAUAUCAAGAGAGCCCUUACGGAUUUGAGACUAGAUUAUACCUUAAUAAGGUUCCUUCUUUGAGCCUUCGGCAAAACUCCCUUCUCCAUUUACUGAGAGCAUGGAAUACGGACAAGUUACUCUAUUAUCAGAAACAUUGUAAAAGCUGUCUUCAAGGUGUAACCGAAAUAGAGAUUUGAAUAACAGAGACAUUUCACGACAAAUCAGAGAAAUCCCCUAGGGGUGCUUUGGGUUUAUUUAGGAAUUUUUUUUUACAAAAAAGGGUGCUUCAAUUUCUUUAUAAAAGAGCUUAAGGCUCGUCUUAGAGGCUUUGAAAAGGCAAAGAAAAACAGCAAAGGGAUGGUGGACUAAGAUGAAUUAAAAAGAAGGAAGAGAAGCAAAAGCAAGUUGCCUAAGGGUUUGAAGGUGCAAAGUGAAAGGGAAGACUCGAGGUAUCAGAAAAAAAAUUCUGAAAAGAGACAUUUUGAAAAUGGAUUGUUACAAGUGGUGCACCAUUGUUGUUAUUUGUGUCACAUUGAAGUUAAUUUCUGCUGAAAGACAUGAAGAAGAGAGGCAUGGUCAUGCUGUUAGAUGGCACGACGGGAAGAUUUACGCCUUUAUCGCAAACGGAAGCGAGUGGAAGGCGAACCGGAAGUACUGCCUCGCGCACAACGGUGACUUGGUUUCCAUAGAAACAGAGAAAAAGUGGCAAUUUAUACGAGAUGAAAUCCAGAAUCUGACGAACCCAUUUAACAAUGAGUGGCAUAUAGGCCUCGUCAAUAACGGCAACAGGUUCAGUCGUGACACAUGGACCUGGGUAAGCGGAUCACCGCUGACCAUAGACCACUGGCAGCCUUAUCAGCCUUCUGGUGACGGACUGUGUGCAAACAUCGCUAAGAUUUACCUCGGUAGCCAGGGCGGGCUUAACGACUUGAACUGUCUUGGGAGAUACAGUCCGAGAGGAUUUAUCUGUGAGUUUGGCCUGAAGAGGAAAGAUAUCACAGAUGAUGGACCAGUGUUCUUCGAAGAAUGGGAAAAUAUCAAAGGAAAAGAGAUCAAAGAUCUUACAGAGAGUGAUCGCUAUCCCGACAAGGCGAACAAAAGUGGCCACCAGACACAUCUCGGUCUAGAGAAAGAAUACUUCGCAAAAAGACAUGAAAUGGGAAUGCGCAUGCGCACGUAUCUGAUGGCACCGCUGACCGGGAAGUAUUUUUUCUACACGGCUUGCGAUGACACAUGUAGGCUGUUCCUUAGCUCCGAUGACAGCCCGGCAAACAAGCAAGUGAUUGUCAAUCAAGAAAGCUAUACCGCUAUCAAUAGCAUGGCAUGGAGGUCGCCCCCUCAAGAGCUUGUGGCUGGCAGCUUGUAUUACAUGGAGCUUCUCUACAAAGAAAGUGAUGGGGAAAACUAUGCAAACGUGUCUAUGGAAAGGCCGGAUGGGAAGUUCGAGUCACCAAUAGGAGAGGAACACUUACGAAGGAAUGCUCAUAGAACAGAUCGCGGUCUCGUAUUUUACGAAGAGUGGUCUGGUGAAGGGUCCCAGAUUUCGAACCUCACAAGAGACAAGAACUACCCAAUGAACGCUACGGUUAACGGUCACGUGACAACAAUGCAGAUUAAAAAUGAGCCAUUCUCUAUGAGACGUCAAUAUGGCGUGCGCAUGCGCGCGUACUUUCUUGCACCGCUGACCGGAAGUUAUACCUUUUACACGACCUGUGAUGACUCUUGCCAAUUAUUCCUGAGCACCGAUGUUAACCCGAAAACAAAACGGAUGAUAAUCGAUCAGCCUGAAAAAGCUUCUGUUAACAGCAGGAAACGGAGUUCGCAGGCUCAAACUCUUGUUGAAGGCAAGCUGUAUUAUAUGGAGCUCCUGUUUAAGGCAGGCGAUGAUGAUAAUCACGCAGAGGUCAGCGUGCUAAGACCUGAUGGCAAGCGCGAAGAGCCUCUAAGUGAAGGAAACUUCAGACUACACGCGCGUGGUCUAGAUUUACCGGGCAAAGACUGUGUCACUGAAGGGGACGAGAACUUUCCUAACUAUGUCAAUUGCAAGAGGUUCACACAGACUGAAAAGUUGGAGGUCGUGAGGAGUGCUCUUCAAGAACUGCAAUGGAAAUUGAAAAACACAAGUAACCCAUCCGAAACGGAACUCAAGGAAACAAUGAAGACCGCUGGCCGGAAAAUCACAUUUCUCCUUGAAGACCCUCGGGACGACCCGGGCAUCCCGCAGGAUCCAGCCAAUAGCAACCUAGGAUGGGAAGUGACACGAGAGGUAGAAGAGCUAGGAGGCCUGGUGGCGGAGGUAGCAAACAUCUCCAGUCCACUCUCAGUAGAGUACCCAAGCGUCAUUUUACAGAUCAAAGAGCUCGAUGAAGACUUCACCUUCCCGGACCCAUCUCAAAAACCUUCGUUCUCCUCCGGUGACGAAAUCAGGAUCAAGCAAGCAUCAAAAUCAGGAAAAAUUGUUGUGUUCAGUGCAUUGUACAAGAACUUGGAGAGUAUCUUACAGCGAAAUAUCUCAAGCAUUGACGGGGAUGGCGACGAUGCUAAGUCAAGGUACUUCCUGAAUAGUCGUAUCAUCACAAGCUUCAUGGUGCCACACCCACCCCGCAUGGAUAGGGGAGGGGUAAACAUAAGACUGGAUCACACACAGUUUAAGGGGAGCAGCCAUAAAGCCGCAAUGAUGUGCGCGUUCUGGAAUUUUUCUUCACAUGGAGCCAAUAAUUCCAUGGGCUCGUGGUCCUCGCAUGGCUGUCGCGUGGAUCAAGACUCCUCUGAUGCUAACAAGACCGCCUGCCUGUGCGAUCAUCUCACGCACUUUGCAGUACUGAUGAAAGUCACCGCUGAUCCAGAGCCGCUACCUGAAGGCCACACACGAGCUCUUCAGUCCAUCACGUACAUCGGCUGCGCCAUGUCGCUGAUUGGUGAGAUGCUGACCGUACUCGCAAUUACGGGUUUGAGAUUAACUCGGUCAGAGACGAACAUCAUUCACCUUCACCUCGUCAUCGCUCUUGCUUUGUCCCAGCUCUUUUUUCUGGCGGGAAUCGGCGCAACCUCAAAUAAGGGCCUGUGCAAGUUCAUUGCCGUAGCGCUACACUUCUUUAACCUCGUGGCGUUUUGUUGGAUGCUGGUCGAGGGGGUCUGGCUCUACUUCAUGGUCGUGCGAGUCUUUGAUACCGGUUAUAACCGGAUCAAGCGAUACAUCAUUGCCGCGUGGACUCUUCCAGUUGUGAUUGUCAUAGUUACCCUCGCGUCUAGUUUUGAUGGAUAUGGAACGGAACACAGCUGCUGGCUGUCGGUAGAGAGAGGCACUAUUUGGGGAUUUGUCAUCCCUGUACUGAUUAUCGUACUGACUAACGGAACUAUCCUGGGCAUGGUGGUCCGUGAGAUCCUACAGCUCCACACACCGGCAAACGCUGAUGAUAACAAGCUCAGCACUGUCAGGUCGGGUGUGAAGUCAGCCAUGGUUCUGCUGCCGAUACUCGGAGUCACGUGGGUUUUCGGAGUGCUUGCCGUAAAUAGCUACACGCUUGUGUUCCAGUAUCUCUUCGCUAUCUUUAACUCGAUGCAGGGAUUCUUCAUUUUUGUGUUUCAUUGUCUUCUGAAUUCAGAGGUGCGCAAGGCGUUUUACAGAAAGAAGCAGAUCUGGUCUGAGAGCCACUUGUUCCACAGCAACUCCCAGUCUCCCCCGCACAAGUACGAUAGCGAGGCGUGCAAGGAGUCCCAGUCUACCAGUAUGGAAAAGAGACCACACUCGUCGACCUCAACCUCUAAGAUAGUUCUCAAAUAAAAAGAAACACCACAUCCCACCACGAGACCAUCUAACACUCCAUCCAUCCUUUUAACGCCCACACUGCAAGCGAUGACAGAAAAAGCAAAAAAAAAAAGUAAAUGGCCUUAAAUAAAACAUGCUUCACAGCGGCGUAGCCAGGAUUUCUAACAAGAGGGGGCCCAAAAGGCCCUUCAAGGCAUUGGCUCCUGUGUUUUAGAUAAUGUCUGAUACGUUUACUGUUUGUUUGAGUGCUAGAUGGGGGUAUGGGCCACCUCCUUGGUACGCCACUGCUGCAAUUUGCUCUACUUUGUAUUGGCAGAAAAGCUAUUCAUCAUCAUCUUUUGAAAGAAAGCCAAGUGCUUCUAAAUUUAUUUGUAUUUCAACUGCAAUUUUCGAUAUUUUGCAAACUCUCGCUGCCCAUUUUAAACUGCUCAAUGGCCUUCUAAUUUUAUUCUUUCAAAUGUCAGAAAGCGGUUUUGAGUAGCUGGAAAUUAUAGACUAUAGCUCGCAGAAUACUGAAAAUCACAAAAACAUUUGCAUAUAUCUAUAUUAUAGAGUAGACAAAACAAGAGACAAGAAGUGUACAACCGACAUCAUUGAGGGUCGAUCACUCGUAGGCAGGUGUUUUUAGAAAAAUAAUCGACACCCAUGCAAGCGUCUAGUGCACAGCGAACCUGCUAAAAACGGACAACCUUAAGACCAUACAAGUACCUGUAAUAAAAAGGGACCUAUACGUAACAGGCAUCCUGGGGAAUGAGGUAACAUUGUAGGCCGAUGGGACGUCCAAGUUUAUGUCUGCUGUACAGUAAAACCUGUAUAUAACGGACAACCUUAAGACCUGAACAAAUGUCUGUUGUACAUUCAAGCCUUUUUAUGACGGACACUUCCGGACUCAAACAAGUGUCUGUUGUGCAUUAAAACCUGCGUAUAAGUGACACACUCGGGACCCAAGCAAGUGUCUGUUACAGUAAAACCCGUGUAUAACGGACACCCUCGGGCUACAAACAAGUGUCUGUUGUACAGUAAAACCUCUGUUUAACGGGCACACUCGGGACCAAACAAGUGUCUAUUGUAGAGUAAAACCUCUGUAUAAUGGACACACUAGGGACCGAGCGAGUGUUUGUUGUAAAGGUAAACCUGUGUAUAACUGACGCCCUCGCGACCCAACCAAGUAGCUGUUGUACAGUAAAACCUGUGUAUUACGGACACCGAUGGAACCCAACCAAGUGUCUGUUGUACAGUAAAACCUGUGUAUAACGGACACCAAUGGGACCCAACCAAGCGUCUGCUGUACAGUAAAACCUGUAUAUAACGGACACCAAUGGGACCCAACCAAGUGUCUGUUGUAAAGUAAAACCUGUGUAUAACGGACACCAAUGGGACCAAAGCAAGUGUCUGUUGUAAAGUAAAACCUGCGUAUAACGGACACCAAUGGGACCAAAGCAAGUGUCUGUUGUACAGUAAAACCUGUAUAUAACGGACACCAAUGGACCCAACCAAGUGUCUGUUGUAAAGUAAAACCUGUGUAUAACGGACACCAAUGGGACCAAAGCAAGUGUCUGUUGUACAGUAAAACCUGUGUAUAACGGGCACACUCGGGACCAAGCAAGUGUCUGUUAUACAGUAAAACCUGUGUAUAACGGACAUCCUUAGGACACAAGCAAGUGUCUGAGUCAUGUGCACAAAAGACACUAAGAUCCAAUCAAUAAUCUUUUGAACGGUGUGGAGGCUGUAUGUAACACAUUGAUUAAUGGUAAAGAAAAUUUGUAGAUUGCUAUGACCUGUUAUGAAGACGUUAAAAAUAAUAUUAUAUACACAAAAUUGAUGAAUAUCUUAUUGACAAGACGUUUAUAUACAGCAUCCAGAAAACAUUAUUAAAAUACCUUGUAAAGCACAGUGCAAAUUGCUGUAUUCAUGAAUAAUCUCGGGGAACAAAACA
Nematostella vectensis (starlet sea anemone) is the source of this 6511-nucleotide messenger RNA. Its product is annotated as adhesion G protein-coupled receptor L4. Gene Ontology annotation, biological process: cell surface receptor signaling pathway; adenylate cyclase-activating G protein-coupled receptor signaling pathway. Gene Ontology annotation, cellular component: membrane. The transcript is spliced from 26 exons. Bases 1294 to 4590 code for a protein of 1098 amino acids. Gene Ontology annotation, molecular function: G protein-coupled receptor activity. Lineage: Eukaryota; Metazoa; Cnidaria; Anthozoa; Actiniaria; Edwardsiidae. The record is from RefSeq and is a predicted model, not a curated record.